UUGAGUUCCUUUUGAGGGUCCGAGUUUAGCUUUCUGAAGCUAAUAAACCUCCCCUUAUUUGGGGGGUUUUACUAUUAUAGCUAAUUGAGAAAAUAAUAAAAUACUCUAGCUAGCUAUAUGAAGGGCUGAUGGAGAACACAAGGAAUUUGGCUGAGCGCACCCCGCGUUCGGAGCGUAAGCGUCAGGACUCGUUCGGGAUGUUUGACGGGUACGACAGCUGCAGUGAGGAGAGCACCAGUAGCUCCAGCUCAGAGGACAGUGAGGACGAGGUGCCAUCCCUCCCCGCCAGCCUGCCCAUCAUCAAGAACAAUGGACAGGUCUACACCUACCCCGACGGCAAGGCCGGCAUGGCAACCUGUGAGAUGUGUGGGAUGGUUGGAGUGCGAGACGCCUUCUACUCCAAAACCAAACGCUUCUGCAGCGUCUCCUGCUCUAGAAGUUAUUCCUCCAACUCUAAAAAAGCCAGUAUCUUGGCUAGACUCCAGGGUAAACCACCUACGAAAAAGGCCAAGGUCUUACAGAAGCAGCCUCUCAUGGCGAAGUUGGCAGCUUACGCCCAGUACCAAGCAAGUCAACAACAACAGAACCUGGCUAAAUCAAAAGCAGUGGUUCCUGUUGAGUGCUUUGACUGGGGACGAUACAUCUGUAGCAAUAACCUGGUCGGAGCACCAGUCAGCUGUUUCAAGCACGUCCCUAUGGGUACUUGCUGGGGAGACCUAGCUGAAGGAGUGAGGGUGGAGGUGCUCAACUCCGAUACUAACCUCUCUACUAAAGUCUACUGGAUAGCAGGGAUCGUCAAACUUGCAGGGUUCAAGGCUCUGCUGCGGUACGAGGGUUUUGACAACGACACCAUCAGGGACUUCUGGUGUAACCUCUGUGUUCCAGAGAUCCACCCCGUGGGGUGGUGCGCCUCCAGCGGGAAACCGCUCGUACCUCCCAAAUCGAUACAGCAUAAGUACUCUAACUGGAAAGCCUUUCUUGUGAAGCGACUCACUGGAGCCAAAACACUGCCACCGGACUUUGCUGCCAUGGUCCAUGAGAACAUGCAGUUCCCUUUUAAGAAGCUGAUGCGAGUGGAGGUGGUGGAUAAGACCCACCUGUGCCGAACUCGGGUGGCUCUGGUGCAGCAGGUGAUCGGGGGAAGGCUGAGGCUCGUCUACGAGGAGAGCUCCGACGACUUCUGGUGUCACAUGUACUCCCCCCUUAUACACGCCAUCGGAUGGUCACGGAGCAUCGGACACCGCUUCAAACGAUCCGAUGUGUCAAAGAAAAUCGAUGGUCAGAUGGACGCCCCCGCCCCACUGUUUGCCAAGGUGAAAGAUGUGGACCAGAGUGGUGAAUGGUUCAAAGACGGGAUGAAACUAGAGGCCAUUGACCCUCUAAACCUCUCAGCUAUAUGUGUAGCCACUGUAAGAAAGGUGUUGGCAGACGGGUACCUCAUGAUCGGCAUCGAUGGGUCGGAAGCGGCUGAUGGCUCAGACUGGUUUUGCUACCACUCCACUUCUCCCUCCAUCUUCCCUGCCGGCUUCUGUGGAAUCAACAACAUCGAACUCACACCCCCUAGAGGGUACACUAAACUGCCAUUUAAAUGGUUUGACUACCUCAGAGAAACGAGUUCAAUAGCCGCUCCUGUGAAGCUCUUUAACAAGGAUGUUCCAAACCACGGGUUCCGCCAGGGCAUGAAGCUGGAGGCCGUGGACCUGAUGGAUCCCAGGCUGGUGUGUGUUGCCACAGUAACUCGGAUCGUCCACCGCCUGUUGCGCAUCCACUUUGACGGCUGGGAGGACGAGUAUGACCAAUGGGUGGACUGCCAAUCACCUGACCUCUACCCCGUGGGCUGGUGUCAGCUGACCGGCUACCAGCUACAGCCCCCCGCCGCACAGAUGGCCAGAGAAAUCCCACCUGCUGUACCUAAGCAGAAGAAGAAAGCCCAACAGUACAAAGGCCAAAAGAAAAAGCGGAAGAUUCCAGUUGGUCGACGGCCCUUCAGUCAGGCAGGCAGGAGGAGGAGCCUAUCAGGGGAGGAGGAAGAGCAGAGUCCGCCCCCUUACUCCAGCCAGGGCCCCACUAUGGUCCCCCGGCCCCGCACCCACCACCACCACCAUCACCACCACCACACCCACAAACCAGAGUCUCUGUUGCGUCUGAAGGAGGAGCCGGCUGAGGUGGAUGAGUUCACCUUCUCCCAGGGCAUCUCAGACCAGGAGAGCAACGGCUCGGGCAGCUACUACAUCAAACAGGAGCCCUGAUGAUCGGGGGGACAGGGCCUGGGGCUAGGCCUGGGAGGGCAGGGGGAAGCCGGGUAGGACAGGCCAAUGGGAACCUCCUACAACCCCCAACUAGGACAAGACACAUCCCUAAGCCAAGACAAGAGCAACAUGGCAGGGAGUAUGGAGUGCUCUAAAAAACCUUAUCCAGAGAAGCCAGCCUCUUACACCCCAAUCAGGAGAGAAUGCUACUGGGGUACAAACACUGAGUGACUACACGCCCUGAAACCCCAACCCUCACCCCACAAAUAAAGCUACUUGGGGCUCCCCAAAACCAUCCAGGGGAGAGAACCCUUCUGAGCAGCUACAACCUCAAACCCUGGCGCCCUGAUAGACAGUCACUCAUUCACUGAGACAGACAUACCAUAUGAACAAGGCUAACGGGUAACUGGACACUUCCCAAAGCCACCGGCCCGGAAGAGGCCGCUUAUGAUACCUGGACAACCUGAUUAAAAUCCCAAUUCCCUGGAUGAUUGGAUACGACUGUGGCUCUGCUCUCUCUCUUCCUCCAUAAAUACAUCUAUCUAGAGGGCCUUGGAGCUCUGGAUGCCCACAACAAGCCUCUAAUUUGGGUAGUCUGUCUCUCCCCCACCCUGCCAGGCAGGAUCUCUGACACAAAAGUUGGGGCCCACACGCACAGUCACCUGGACUAACUGUGACAGACAUUUCUGAGCCAGGUCUUUGGUUUAUUUCUUUCAGGUAAGAGAGCUAGCCGCACAUGGCAGGAUUUAAUUUCACACGGUCUUGAGAGACAGAGGAAGGGAACGAGUUGUAUAAAACAGGAUUAUUAUUAGUAUUCUUUUUUAACGAUUUUGCCAGGUGGACUUGCUUUGAUUUGUUAAUAGUACUUGAAGUUUUCAGUUUCUGUUUGUAAAGUUUCUGUUUUGUGUUUGUUUUUGCCCUUUAAAUUGGAGGGAUGUUGUUAUUUUGACUUAAACACUGAUUUGUACUAUCGGAGUGGUGUGGAUAUUAUGAGGAUACAUAUUCAUAGAUGUGACUAUUCAAUAUAGAACUAUAUAGAUAUUAAGAAUUGUGAUUUGAUGAGAGUGGGUUUUGAAUAGGUGUUGUAUAAAUCUGAAACCUUGCUGGUGUGAUAGGACUGACGCUCUCAGACUAGAUGGGGUUUGUGUCUUAAUAGGGUAACUUGCAUACUACUUAGUAUUGGCUAUGCAUACUAAGUAGUGUGCUAAUGUGUCUAUUGGGAUACACUAGAUAAACACUGUCACAGAUUGCACUACAGGAACAAACAACCAGUCUCUUUGGGUUGUUGGAACCACACUUACCUUUACUAUGUCAGCAGCUUUAGAAUAGAAGGACCAGACUUCGCUAAUGUUUGCAUCUGUUUUUUAAGUACGGGAUACAACUCCAGAAACAAAGCUAAACCAUGAUAUACUGGGCGGCAGGUAGCUUAGUGGUUAAGAGCGUUGUGCCAGUAACCGAAAGGUCGCUGGUUCUAAUCCCCGAGC
Messenger RNA from Coregonus clupeaformis (lake whitefish), 3733 nucleotides. RefSeq names its product MBT domain-containing protein 1. The transcript has 17 exons. The coding region runs from base 129 to 2249 and encodes 706 amino acids. The record is from RefSeq and is a predicted model, not a curated record. NCBI's taxonomy places the organism in Eukaryota, Metazoa, Chordata, Actinopteri, Salmoniformes, Salmonidae. Gene Ontology annotation, biological process: regulation of DNA-templated transcription. Gene Ontology annotation, molecular function: zinc ion binding. Gene Ontology annotation, cellular component: nucleus.